Centropristis striata (black sea bass) is the source of this 1952-nucleotide messenger RNA. It is a transcript of the gene hibch, whose product is annotated as 3-hydroxyisobutyryl-CoA hydrolase. Gene Ontology annotation, cellular component: mitochondrion. Gene Ontology annotation, molecular function: 3-hydroxyisobutyryl-CoA hydrolase activity. Lineage: Eukaryota; Metazoa; Chordata; Actinopteri; Perciformes; Serranidae. The transcript has 14 exons. The coding region runs from base 96 to 1244 and encodes 382 amino acids. The record is from RefSeq and is a predicted model, not a curated record. Gene Ontology annotation, biological process: L-valine catabolic process.
UUUCAGGAAGUAGCUGCAAAAAAUUCCAAGAGCGAAGAAACAGCUGUCUGUACCUGAAGAGAGUGCAGCAGCAGAGCUGCAACCUGAAGAUAAUAAUGUCUUUAACCGUUCUGACAACCGCUAACAGACUGAGGUCACUCUGCAGACUGCAGCGGAUCCAGGGCCACAUGAUGUCGAGUCAGGUGCAACCGGAGGUUCUGCUGGAGAAAGUGGGCAAUGCAGGUGUGAUCACCAUGAACAGACCGAAAGUCCUGAACGCCCUGAACAUGACCAUGGUCAAACAGAUCUACCCUCAGCUCAAGAAAUGGGAGAGUGACAGUGACACUGACAUUGUGAUCAUCAAAGGAGCAGGUGGGAAAGCCUUUUGUGCCGGUGGAGACAUCAGAGCGGUCACAGAGGCAGGGAAAGUUGGAGACCCUCUCGCACAGGACUUUUUCCGUGAGGAAUACACUCUCAACAAUGCCAUCGGAACAUGCAGGAAGCCAUAUAUUGCCCUUAUUGACGGAAUAACAAUGGGAGGGGGCGUAGGGCUGUCAGUUCACGGACGCUUCCGAGUGGCCACUGAGAAGACGCUGUUCGCCAUGCCGGAGACCGCCAUCGGGCUUUUCCCUGACGUGGGCGGUGGCUAUUUUCUGCCGAGGCUCCAGGGGAAGCUGGGACUGUUCCUGGCCUUGACGGGCUUCCGUCUCAAGGGACGUGACGUGCAGAGAGCCGGAGUGGCCACUCACUUUGUAGAGUCCAACAAGAUCCCAGAGCUGGAGAAGGAGCUGGUGGACUUGAAGUCUCCCUCUGCUGAGGACGUCUCCAGAGUGCUGGAUUCCUUCCAGAAGCAGAGUAGUCUGGAUUCUGAGAAGGCCUUCGUGUUGGAAAAGCACAUGUCUGAUAUUGACAGGUUGUUCAGCUCCAGCAGUGUGGAGGGAAUCAUGCAAAAUCUGAAGGCAGACGGCUCCGAGUUCGCUACCAAACAAGCUGCGACCUUGUCCAGGAUGUCCCCCACGUCCCUGAAACUCACCUACAGGCAGCUGCAGGAGGGUGCAGCCCUGAGCCUGCAGGAUGUGCUGGUGAUGGAGUAUCGACUGAGCCAGGCCUGCAUGAGGGGCUGUGACUUUUAUGAGGGUGUACGAGCUGUGCUGGUUGACAAGGACCAGAAUCCCAAGUGGAAGCCGCCCACACUGGAGGAGGUCUCGGAGCAGAUGGUGGAUCAGAGCUUCUCCUCGCUGGGAGAGAAAGACCUGACUCUCUGAUGCUCCACAACCUACUAACACACCACGAAGCCUUCGCCCCGCACCCCCUUAUGGCCGGUCACUGGAGAGGACUGUGGUCAUACACUGACUAGUUUGACUCAGUAGUAUUAAACACUGCAGUGACACUAUACAGGAGAACCAGGCAACUCCUCUGCAGCUGAAGAAAACCUCUGAUUCAUGUUCGCAGGCAGAAAUCUAAAAUAGUAGCAGAAGAGGGAGCUAACAGAUGCCCUGUGUGUCACACAUGAAAAAUGUUUAGUGUAAACUUGCUCUGCAGUGGAAGUGGAGUGGGUUUUUUUUUUUUUUUUUUUACAUAAGCUGUACAGCAGAAACUCUCCUUUGCUGCAAUUGCAAGAAAUCUGCUGCUGCACAGCAGCAUGGGAGGAGAAAAUGAUCUCACCACUGAGUGCUUUAUUACAUUUCCUGUGGGUGUUCAUUGAUGUGACAUGGAUCAGUAUCAUCUGUAUUUCUGCAGUGUGGUCACUUGUUCUCAUGCAGAUAAUGGAGUGUCUCCAUUUCUGCAUUUCCCUGUCUUCUUCCUUACAGUAGGAUCUGUACUGUAUCUGUACUUGUGUCAGAGAGAUACCCACACACUCCCAGGACUAACAGCACAUUUAGAAGUAUAUGGAUCUGAGUGAAUUCACAUGUUACAUUACAUUUUACAAUACAAAUGUGUUUAAUAAAGACUCAUUUACUCUUUACCAACAA